AUGUCAGAAAACGAACCCAAACCGAAGCCUCGGGGAAGAGGGCCUAAGAGGCCAUCAAAAAAGCAGAAAGACGGCCAAGAUAAGCACACCUCGCCACAGCUGCUUGAGAUCAACAAACUAACCAAGAAAUUCAAGCCGAUCACAGUUAAUGGAAUACCCGUUGAUUCGCUUUCCAAGCCCCUGGACGAGUUCCUGACCCUAGCAACCGCCGACAAGUCAAACGAUCUGUACCUUUCAUUUCUCCUGAAACCGUCAGACCCAGACUUUCCCUACGAUCUGGACUUUUUGAAUCUCUCGCUCUGCAUUCCUGGCACGUACCCCUACAAAGGCAAAAACCCGUCGCUUGUGGUUCUCAACGACGACAUUCCGCGAGGAUACAGCGUGAAUGUGGAGAUCGGGUUUCGCGAGAUUGCCACGCUGGCGAUGGAGCGAAGGAGAAAGAGGCCUGUAGAGUCCGAGCUCCAGAUGGUGUCUGGCAACGACCUGCUGAGUAUGGUGCUGACUCUGGACAAAUAUUUGGAGAGAUUCUUGUCUAUGGAGAAGAAAGACACCAUCAAGAUUGUGAAGACGAUAAAGAAAGAGACGAAGGCGCCAAAACAGGAAAAGAAGGAAAAAGAGAAGCCUGUCGAAAACUCGCUACGAGCAGCAGAGAUAGACAAGUUUCUCACCAGACUGCAGUCUCUGCAAAUAAGUUUGUUUAAAGAAACCAGCCAGAACUCGAUCUACAAGUUUGAGCUGCCGUUUGAGGACGACGCGUUCACCAUCGCGAUAGAUAAUCUCCAGGACAUUGUGAUCCAGAGACUCGCUGUGAAGCUGAGCAUACCGAAAGAUUAUGUUUUAAACGAAAAGCGAGGAAUAAAAUUGGAAAUAGAUCUUUCCAACAGCAGCAACAUGAACCUGAUCAACUCCAUCGAAGACAGGAACCUGAAGCUGAUUUUUGGCAAGCUGAUCAGCAACAUGAACGCCAAUUUCGGCCACGCGUCCGUGGAAAUGGUAAAGGCGAAAAACACCAGCAUCACGGCACAAAUCAAUAUGUUUGUGCAGAACAUCGAGAAGUUCCUGCGUCCGCCAGCGGACUUUGCGCGCUGGCUGGGAGCUAACGAGACGCUCAACGAGGAGCUGCAGACCGCAUAA
Ogataea angusta is the source of this 1134-nucleotide messenger RNA. RefSeq lists its product as uncharacterized. The coding region runs from base 1 to 1134 and encodes 377 amino acids. The record is from RefSeq and is a predicted model, not a curated record. The transcript has a single exon. Lineage: Eukaryota; Fungi; Ascomycota; Pichiomycetes; Pichiales; Pichiaceae.